AUGUUAUCUAGAAAUUUAAGAUUAGCAAGUCGGCAACUUUCAUACUCCGUCCCUAAAUGGAAUCUUUUCGGCGGGUCGAAGACUAUCCAUCCAAGUCCUGGUAGUGGUAAUUUGAGUGCCCCAUCUGGAAAGGGAGAACUGGCACCAGAUCCAGUGGAUUUGAUCAAGAGAAACGAUAUGCUUGCCCACUCUCAAAAGCCUCGUAAUAAUAUUGAAUCUGUAAGAUCAAACGGUUUCUUAUUCUCUAGUAACAUCAUAGUUGCCUCGCCUUCUGAGGAGACUGGUGAUAUCAUCGGUACAUUGCUCAUUGACAGUGACAUCUUUGAGGUGAAUUUGUCUGCGAACGGCUUUAACUUGGUGAACGGAUUUAUAGUAGAGUUUGAUGAAAAAUCUGUGCUUUCAGUGUUCAGUAAAAUACAUCCUAAGCCUGAAAUAGUUGUUAUAGGACUUGGUAAGCAAUCUAGAGUGUUGAGUGAAAGUAACAGAAAGUACUUCUCAAGUCUUGGAAUCCAAAUUGAGGUUUCUGAUAGUAAUAAUGCUGCCCAGAACUUUGAUCUCUUGGCAACUGAAAGACCAAAUGUAGUGGGAGCUUUGAUGUUACCACCAAAUGUAUGA
Molecule: messenger RNA, 615 nt
Organism: Dujonia railenensis
Lineage: Eukaryota; Fungi; Ascomycota; Pichiomycetes; Serinales; Debaryomycetaceae
Source: the annotation of a GenBank genome assembly